GUAAUACAAAAUACUGCACAAGAAAGACGGGAAAGAAAUACAAUGAAAAUAAAAGAAGCGGGAAAUGAAACAUUUCAUUGUAAAAGGAUUUAGAUUUAUGUUGUUUUGAAGUAACAUAUUGCUAUCUUGUGAUUACUGGACUCUGUUCGCAUAUCAGUGCUGUUUUGCAAUUUUUCAUUUUGUAAGCGGAAUGAAAAAUGAAGAAAAUGGACGAACGAAAAGGAAGAAGUUGGUAAAUAUUAUUUCAAAAUUAGCCAAAGAACAAUCGAACAAGAGCCAUAACGAUGGAAAUGAAGUGAAUGAUCAAUCUUUGUUGGAUUGCAACAAGGAAAAUGAAGUCCUUGUUGAGAGUACUGCAGAAGAACAUAUGGAUUUAGGUUCUGAAAGGAAGAGCAAAAGAAAACCAGAAAAAACAGCCAAAAUUACCCACAACACUUCAAUCAAUGCCACAACCCAGGUGAAGAACGAAUGUGAUGAUGAAUACAAUGAAAGUAGUUUCACCAUUGUUAAAGUACUUGAUUCUGAAGAUGAUUUUGAGAACUUAACAGACAAAAAGGAAAACAAAAUUCAAAAUGAAUUUGAAAAGAAGAAAUCUCGCCCAACUAAUGAUCUCAAAAAUGUUCGUUGCACAGCCUGCAAUAAAAAUAUUGAGGUCAAGAAGGGUAAAUUUUGCAGACAUCCCAGUCUUAAUACUUUAAUAUGUAAGAAAUGCUUUAAGUUCUACAGUAGUGGUAAAUUCACCAAAGAUGAAUAUGGUGUUGAGGAGUUUUGUGCAUGGUGUGCUGAUGGUGGAGAACUGAUAUGUUGUGAUUUUUGUGAGAAAGCUUUUUGUAAAAAAUGCAUAAGACGAAAUUUAGGGAAAUCAAAGCUGCAAGAACUAUUGGAUGCCGACGAAGAUGAGAAAUGGAAAUGUUUUUGUUGUGAUCCAUCGCCCAUGUCUAUCAUCAAAUUCUGUGAUCGAGUAAUGAAUAUGCUGGAGGCAAACAAGGACAGUAAAUCACUUUUUAAAGACAAAAAGCUUCGUAAUGUUGUUGGCGCACCAACGAUAAGUGAGAGACGAAAUAUUCUCACUGGUCAGACUAAGGAAAGAUCCAUCGAAAAUAACUCAGAAAUAACUAAGAAAUCAGAUUCAGGUGGAAAGUCGUAUUCUCUACGUUGCUCAAGGAAAUCAGUGGAUACAACUAAAUGUUCUGAAGAUAAAGAAGAAAACGAGGAAGAUGAAGAGGAAAGUGAGGAAGAUGAAGAGGAAAGUGAGGACGAUAACGUGAAAAUUAUCAGUAAAAUAAAGCGAUCUGAAGAACAAUCUGUUGAUGUGAAUGUUUCCAAAGAAGAAACUGGUAGUAAAAGGAAAAUAAAAUCAGAGAAGAAAAAUAGAGGUUCAAAGAAAUCAGACGAUCGUUCUGAAAAAAAUAAUAACUCAGGAAACCGAAAUCUCAGUUUUAAGGGAAAGAAACGUGUUGGUAAGCAAAGGGACUCGAAUGCAAGCUCCGAUGACGUAAACCACGUUACAAGGAAAGACGGAAAGAAAAAAAAACUUAGCUCAAAGGCGAAACGUAGUAUAAUUGAAAGUGACUCAACAGAUGAAUUUGUGCUGUUUAAGAAAAAGAAAAAGUAUUUCAAAAAGUUGUCACAAUCUUCUGAAGAUGAUUCAGAUGAAGAAAAUGGUAUAGACGAUUCUUCUUCAGACGAGGAUUCGAGUGAGGAAGACAUUAAAACUCGACGAAAAGAUAAGUCAAAAAAAAUACGUAAGAAUAUUUCUGAUAGUUCUUCUAGUAAAAGUUCUAGUGAAAUUGAUUCUUCCAAUAAACGCCGAAAGAGGAAGAAUAAGAGAAACAGCAAAAUUGGCAAAUGGAAGCUCAGAGGUGUGCGUGAUAAAGAUACGGAUAGUGAGUCGAAUUCUCACAUGAAUGAUGAAAAGAAAUCCAAGGGAAAGAAGCGAGUGAAGAAGAGUUCUACCAAAAAAAGGAAAAUUAGUGAAGACGAAGAUUCAUGCAGUGAUGAAGACAAUGCGAAUUCUAAUAAAAAAGGUCGAAAAAAAAUCAGAAAGAUUUUAGAUAAUGAGAAGCUCACUGAAGCUACUCGUCAUGCCCGUCAACUAGAAGAGGAAAGACGUCAGCGAUUAUUAGAAAGAACCAAGAACACUAAUUUUGACAAACCAGACAGCUUUAGUAUCCAAGAGCUUGUUCUUGAGUAUGGUCCAGACGGUAAAACACCGUUGAUUUACGUCCAAAACGAUCUCGUAAAGCAUUUAAAACCUCAUCAAAUCGAAGGCAUAAAGUUUAUGUACGAUUGUACGGUGGAGUCUGUUGAACGAUGGAAGAAUAAAGAGGAAGGUGGAGGAUGUAUUUUAGCGCAUGUUAUGGGACUUGGUAAAACAUUGCAGAUUGUAUCAUUGAUCCAUACUCUGUACAUAAGUGAACAUAUCCAGUUGAAACGCGUCAUGGUUAUUUGUCCCUUGAAUACAGUACUAAAUUGGGAGACUGAGUUCGAAAAAUGGCUUAGCGUUGACGACAGACUGGAUGUGUAUGUAAUGAAUGAAGCAGGCUCAAACCAUUGGCACCGCGCUGAUUUUUUAAAGAAAUGGAUGGAUUACGGGGGUAUCCUCAUUAUUGGUUACACUAUGUACCGAAAUCUCUCUCAGGGUCUUCGCGUCCGCAACAAACGUCUGAAAAAGACCUUUCAAGAGUGCCUUAUUGAUCCAGGCCCAGAUAUUGUGGUUUGUGACGAAGGUCAUGUUCUUCGUAACAGUAAGAGUGCCAUUUCAAUAGCAAUGAAUAAAGUCAAGACACGUAGACGAAUCAUCCUCACAGGAACUCCACUCCAAAAUAAUUUGUGCGAGUAUCAUUGCAUGGUGAGUUUUGUUAAACCAAAUCUCCUGGGAACGUUAAAGGAAUUUUCCAACAGUUUCAUACGACCUAUUGAGAAUGGCCAGUGUGCAGACUCCACUGAUUUUGACGUAAAAUUGAUGAAGCGGAGAUGUCAUGUACUUCAUAAAAUGUUGGAGGGCUGUGUUCAAAGAAAAGAUUACAACGAAAUUUCCAGAUUUCUUCCACCUAAGUUUGAAUACGUCAUUAAAGCCAGAAUGUCUGCGAAGCAACGUGAGAUAUAUCGGUAUUAUCUCGAUACCUUUCUUAAUGAGCGUAGUGGAAAAGGGGUGAGCUUAUUCUCUGACUAUCAAGCUCUGAUGCGAAUUUGGACACAUCCCUGGUCAUUGAAGAUUGAGAGCGAAAAAAAAGGCAACUUGAACUUUAUCGAUUCUGAUGAAGGUAGCAUUAACGAUUUUAUUGUGAAGAGUGGAGAGGAAACGACUAGUGAUGAAAUGUCCUGGUCAUCAUCAGAAAGAUCUUCUGAUGAAGAAAGUGAAGGCUUAAAUGGCUCCGAUAAAGCGUCGCAUGAUGGCGAUGAACAACCAAGAAAUAUAAAAGGCAAGAAAAAAGAAGAAAAAAACGCAACGAAUAAAAAAACACCAUUAAAGUGUGACCCCGAUGGCCCUUCGACAUCUAAAGUAAUUGACAUUGAACCUCACGGCGAUGAUGAAGCGCAAUCCUCAAAGAAUUCUGUCAAAGCUGGUGAAGCUUAUGCUGGCGAUUACAAUUCUAAAUUACGUUCAGGACAGGAGUAUAAAGAUGACUCAGUUAUCGAAGAAGAAAAAGAAUGGUAUGAUCAAUUUCUUACUGAAGAAGAUGAAAACAAUGUCGAAUUGGGCACUAAGAUUGUGUUGUUAUUGGAAAUUCUUGCCGACGCCGCUGCAUGAGAGAAAGUUCUGGUGUUCAGUCACAGUCUUAUCUCAUUGGACGUCAUUGAAAUGGCGCUUGGUGGUGGAAAAGUUGGUGGAAAUAGCGAAGACUGGUGUCGAGGAUGCGAUUACUUUCGAAUGGAUGGUAGCACAAGCCCACAAAUGAGGAAACGAUGGUCUGAUAUAUUCAAUGAUGAAGAAAACAAGUCGGCCCGCUUGUUUCUUAUUUCAACCAAAGCUGGUGGAAUUGGUAUCAAUUUGGUUGGCGCCAGUCGUGUAAUAGUGUUUGACAUAUCCUGGAAUCCAUCUCACGAUGUUCAAUCGAUAUUCAGAACAUAUAGAUUUGGGCAGAAAAAACCAGUCUUUGUGUACAGAUUGAUCGCAGAGGGUACUAUGGAGGAGAAGAUCUACGAUAGGCAGGUGAUGAAGCAGUCGAUGUCCCAACGCGUUAUUGAUGAGCAUCAAAUUGAUCGGCAUUUUAGUGCGAAUGAUCUGGCUGAGCUUUAUCGCUUUGAGCCAGAUGUUUUAGAAAAUGAAGACGAUAAGCGACCAACUCCUGUUAUUCCUAAGGAUCCUGUUUUAGCAGAAUUACUCAAUCGUCUUUAUCCGAAAUGGAUUGUAAAGUAUCACGAGCACGAUUCUUUAUUGCAAAAUAGACCUGACGAAGAACUCUCUGAAGCUGAACGAAAAGAAGCUUGGGAACAAUGGGAGUUAGAGAAGCAGGGGAUCCUGAAUGGACCUCAACUUCCCGCCGAACAAAGACAACAACCGUUGAUUGGUCCAGGAACGCGUUUUGUGCCUACUAAUGCAAUGUUCAUUAAUGCUGUUGGAAAUAACAUAACUGUCAGAAAUCAAGGUGGGAUUUAUGGACAUAUUCCUACAUCUGGUACUCAAACUUCGGCAAGUUUUCAACAGACAACGCAGGCACAACGACAAAAACUGUUUGAACGGCAAAAGAGUGUUGACGCUCAACAUCAGUUACAACAACAAGAACAGCUACGAUUACGUCAACUACAGCAACAGCUACUCGAGACACCAACAUCACGUCUGCAACAAGAACAACAGAGAUUACGUCAGCAACAAGAACAACAGAGAUUACGUCAGCAACAACAACAGCAUAGAUUACGUCAGCAACAAGAACAACAGAGAUUACGUCAGCAACAAGAACAACUACUGAGGUUACGUCAGCAGCAACAACAAAGAUUACGUCAGGAACAAGAACAACAAAGAUUACGUGCACAACAGCUUCAAGGUCAACAAUUCUUGCAACAAAUGUUGCGAAAUCGAAAUGCAACCGUGGUGCAACAAUCAGGUCAACCAAACCAGACAGUGUUUCAAAUUGUGAUGCAAAAUAACCCUGAUAGGACCACGCAGCAAACCACGCAACCUAAUCACUCACCUCCACGAAUUAUCGAGCUUCCUCCUGAUGCGUAACGCGGUCAUUGUAGGCGAUCGUUUUGUGCUUGCAUCUGUUCCCUGCCUGACAGUCGAAAGAUAUUGAAGUUUAAAAAUUACACCCAAACACCUCUUUACUGUUUACUCAUAUCUUCAUUUUUAUUUAUUUUAAAUUCCUUGUUGUUUGAACACGCUCCUCCAAAUCUAAUGUUAGUUUAACUCAUAUAAUGAACUCUAUUAUUAAAAGGUGAUAAAUUCUUCUAA
Molecule: messenger RNA, 5395 nt
Organism: Xenia sp. Carnegie-2017
Lineage: Eukaryota; Metazoa; Cnidaria; Anthozoa; Malacalcyonacea; Xeniidae
Product: transcriptional regulator ATRX homolog
Cellular component (GO): nucleus
Molecular function (GO): ATP-dependent chromatin remodeler activity; ATP hydrolysis activity; ATP binding
Source: RefSeq, a predicted model, not a curated record